Molecule: messenger RNA, 1013 nt
Organism: Teleopsis dalmanni
Lineage: Eukaryota; Metazoa; Arthropoda; Insecta; Diptera; Diopsidae
Exons: 2
Coding region: 51-941 (296 amino acids)
Source: RefSeq, a predicted model, not a curated record
AUUCUCUAUUUUGGUAACAAAGGUAAAAUUUUAUUUUUGAUUGGUUUUAAAUGGCAACUUCUGAAGAUUUUUUUCAUUCACAUCGGGAGAAAAUUCGUUCACUUUUAGUAGUCCUUCACCAAGAAAAUGACGAUUUAAUGUUUUUCUACACCGAAGGUGUAAGACUACAAUAUGAACUGAAUUCAGAAGUUGAGAAACUAGAAAAUAAUAUUAAACAAUUGUUGAGCGGAAGUCAGUAUUUGAAAUCUUAUGCAGCAAUAGCUCGGGCUUCAGAAGCAAUUAAACAUGUGAAAAAAUAUUAUCGCCAUCAAAUGGAGUGCACGGAUAGCGCUAUUGAUUUCAUAGUUAGGAGUGCACAAAAGGACUUCUCUGAACUUUUAAAAGAAAAAAUAAAUUUAAAAGGUAACUUUGAGGAAACAGUUAAAUAUUUGAAAAAAUUCCUCAGGGAUGAGGGGUAUCCUUAUAAGAAAAGUGUCAGUUCCAGACUAUGUGUUCUACAAAAAACAUACAUUGAAGAUGUGUGUUUAAUCAAUAGAAGGGAAAAUAUAUUGAGAACAUUGUUUCAAGAGUUGUAUUAUCGUGGUUUGGAUGGUGUAAAUAAGGAUGGUCUACUUACAAAUGCCGAAUGGUAUCAGACACCCUUUAGUGAAGAAAACUUCGAAUACGAUGAUGAACAAGAAAGUGCAACUCAUGGAGGAAUCACAUUACCAAAGAUGACUGACCCAGAUGAAAUUCUUACUGACCUCUGCUAUUUAUUUGAUGAGAAAAGUAAGUUUCACAUUGCCAAACAAACCAGCAAGAGACAAUACGUAAGUAUCUGUCGUUAUAUGUACAAGUAUUCGGAUAAUUCAAGCGAUAUUUCGAGCGAGGAUUCGAGACGCAAUUCUAGUGAUAUUGAUGCUUCAGACGAGGACUCGGAUUAUUUUAAGCAUCCGAAGUAGUUAAAUUUCUCGUUUUUAUUAAUUAAAUAUUUUAAUGUGUUAUUACUUUGUUCAGAAUUAAACGCUUAGUUA